AUGAUCGACGAUCUCCAACAAUACAACCUCGCGACGAGAGUGAAGGAUCUUGCGGUGGAGAAGCGCUGCUGGAGCGCCGCGCACGCUUGCUUGGGCUUCGAGACCAGCGACGAGAGAUUGAGCGAGCAGCACGACGAGUCGAGGCACAAGAUUCCUGCCAUCGACAUCGACACCGCCAAAUGUAAUCAGCCAAAGAACGAAGUGCCCUACCAGUUCAGUAAGCCCAUGAGGAACAAAAAACUCUCGAACAAGGCCAGCAAAAAGAUUGAUCAAGCUCAGCGAAAGCUAGCGCUGCGCAAAGUUGCAAAUUUGUCCUACCACAUAGAUGUUCAAGCCCGAGCCUGCCGACUGUUUGAUCCCCAGCAAGGCACAAAUAAACUCAAAAAGCUGGAGAAUAUCAUCAAGGAGGUUGUAGAACCGCUGCUACCGAUGAACGUCGAGCUCAACUACUGCAAGUUUACCUAG
Messenger RNA from Phytophthora infestans T30-4, 465 nucleotides. RefSeq lists its product as uncharacterized. NCBI's taxonomy places the organism in Eukaryota, Oomycota, Peronosporomycetes, Peronosporales, Peronosporaceae. The transcript is spliced from 3 exons. The record is from RefSeq and is a predicted model, not a curated record. Bases 1 to 465 code for a protein of 154 amino acids.